AUAAUUUUUAAUAGGUGAUAAAAUGGAUUGUUACUAGUUACAGUGAUUUAUUUUUUUUAAUAUUUUAUUUUUAUAUAUAAAUUAUAGAAAAUAUUUAUUAUAUUACAUUAGUAUAAAUUUAAAAUAAAAUGACAGUUGACAGUGAGAUGCCGCGUAAACAAGGGACAACGCAUAUGCAAUGGAUAAUAGCGAUACUAGUCAAUACAACAACACUCACAUAUGGUAUACAAGCCGCCUGGAUCUCGCCAACGACGAAAGUGUUACAAUCGGAAACGUCGUUAGUGGUGGACCAACCGAUAUCUGAUGCGAGUUGGACAUUGAUCGCCAGCACGAUGCCUCUAAUGGCAGUUUUUGGAGUACCGAUAUGCUCAUAUUUAGCAGACAAGUAUGGGAGGAAAAUGGGCAUUCUGGCAAUUGCUGUGACCCAAGCAUUAUGCUGGAUUAUAAAAAUAGUAACGACAAGCGUACCUGGUCUCCUCAUAGCCAGAAUCUGUGCUGGUGUAGCGGCUGGGGGCUGUUUCUGCAUCACUCCCAUGUACGUGAAAGAACUCAGCCAGGACAACAUAAGAGGCCUGCUGGUAUCUCUAAUGGGGCUGAGUCAGAAUUUGGGAUUUUUCUUAAUGUACGCAAUGGGAGCGUUUCUGGAUUACUACACGCUAUUAUGGAUCGUGGUGUGGUUACCUUUAGUGCUGAUAGCGUUGCUUAUAAAGAUUCCGGAGUCACCUGCUUUCCUGAUAAAAUCAGAAAAAUAUGAGGCGGCUGCAUCUACUAUCGCCUUCUUUCGAGGACUAAACCCAGAGGAUAAAGAAGUUGUCUAUGAAAUUGACUGUAUGAAGAACGAAAAUAUAUACUUCAAGUCAUUGCCUGAUAUCUCUUUAAUAAGCAUUCUAAAAAAUAAACCAUGGCGCAAAGGCCUCUUGCUUCUCUUGCUGGUCUUCACGUUUCAAGCGGGCAACGGCUGUUUUGCCAUUAUAACUUAUGCGUCGAGUAUCUUGGUUUCGUCUGGAGUCACUAUCAGUCCAGACAUACAGACACUUAGCAUACCAGCCGUGAUGAUUAUCGGCUCAGUAUUUUCUAUAGCGUGUGUUGAAAGAGUAGGAAGGAAGGUGUUAUUGGUGACAACUUUUGGCAUAACAGUAGCGUCGUUCCUGUGCCUCGCUUCUAUAAUGCUGGUACAGCACCAGGGCGGCAGCGUCCCGGGGUGGUUGUGCGUGAUCGCCAUAGUGGCCGCUGUGUGGGCGUACGCUGCAGGCGUCGCGCCAAUUCCAAACGUCAUUAUGUCUGAAAUGUUCAAUUUUCAAAUACGUGCAAAGAUGUUGGGCUGCAUAGUGACAUACGGGUGGUUUAUAUCAUUUGUACAAUUGAUUGCUUUCACGCCGAUCUCAAAUGUAUUAGGAACGUACGGCACGUUCUAUUGCUUCGCCGGAAUCAACCUCCUUGGUAUUUUUGUUACUCUGGUACUCAUGCCCGAGACAAAAGGGAAAACAGUUGAAGAAAUUACGUUGAUUUUGCAGCGAUGAAACAAAGGAUAUUUUUAGGUUAAAAUUCGAUUUUUUACAAUUCUUUGUAUGCUUUUUUUUUACCUUAUUUGAUUUUUGAAAAAAUAAAUAAUUUGAAUGAAACAUUACGAUAGACAUGAGCUCUAUGGGCAGAGUCCUUUGCCUUUCCCUUUGGGAAGGAUGAAGUAUAUAAAUUUGCAUUGUUAAAGGAAGAGAAAUGCAAUAACCUAUAUGUUAGAGCGAGAUAGACAAUAGAAAAAUAAUAUGCAAAAUAUCUGUGCCUCUAGUGAGAAAGGGUAUAACUCAAGUUAUAGCCUUUUUCUUUUUUAGGCUACUUUAAAAAAGCAAAUUUUUCUCUUUCGAAUGGUAUAAGAAUCGUAACGAUAUCUUUAAAAACAAUAGAGAUAGUAAACAUGUAAAAGGCUACAAUUAACAAAAUAUUUGUGGUAAAAAAGUCAUAAUUAGAAAUAAAACUACAAUAUUUUACAAAAAUUAUUUUUGUAAAAUGAAUCAGUUCGAUUUGAACCCUUUUACACCAUUUAAUAGCGAUUAUUUUUUUAUAGCGUAAAAUACACAUCAUUGUUUUUCUUCAAUACUUCAAUAAAAUAGUUUUAAUUCAACUUAAAACUAUUUUCACAUCAUAAUUUUAAUAUUUUUGUUAAGUGUGAUUAGGUAUAAUAGAAUUAUUUUUAAAACUAUAGGUUUUACACAAAAACCGACAAUUUCAUAAGAAAGAGGAGAAAAAAUUACUAUAAAUGCAAUCAUUGACUUGUUCAAUUAGCAAAUAAUAAAAGCAGCAGAAUUUUUUUUCUUUAUUUAAAAUAGUUUUUUGGCUCUCCUGAAAAGUGACCAUUUUGAAUUGAACCCUUUCUCACUAGAGGCACAGAUAUAUGGAACUUGAUCGCCGACGGAAUUUUGAAAUAAAAUAAUGUAAUGUAAACCUAAAGAUCUUCAUAAUACCUUUGAGUACUAGCUUAAAAGUAGAUUUAUAUUUUUUUGGUGUCAAAAUUAGUAAUAUAUUGGAAAUAUAAAGAAGUACCUAAUAUCAAAAGAAGGGACAGUAUUUGAAUACCAAAGCAUUAGUUUAAUACGAAUAAGUAGUUUUUUUUUAUACCACUGAGGUGGCAAACAAGCAUACGGCCCACCUGAUGGUAAGCGGUUACCGUAGCCUAUGAACGCCUACAAUACUAGAGGUAUUACGCGUGCGUUGCCGACGCUGAAGAAACCUCUUUACCUCCCUUUUGAAGAAUCCUGUAGUCUCUUGGGUAAACCUCGGCAUGGAGUAUAAAGUUUAUAAUAAAACAAAGUCUGCUAAUCA
Galleria mellonella (greater wax moth) is the source of this 2817-nucleotide messenger RNA. Its product is annotated as facilitated trehalose transporter Tret1-like. Gene Ontology annotation, molecular function: transmembrane transporter activity. Gene Ontology annotation, biological process: transmembrane transport. Gene Ontology annotation, cellular component: membrane. Bases 129 to 1520 code for a protein of 463 amino acids. Lineage: Eukaryota; Metazoa; Arthropoda; Insecta; Lepidoptera; Pyralidae. The transcript has 7 exons. The record is from RefSeq and is a predicted model, not a curated record.